Messenger RNA from Acanthamoeba castellanii str. Neff, 1257 nucleotides. RefSeq lists its product as uncharacterized. The record is from RefSeq and is a predicted model, not a curated record. Lineage: Eukaryota; Discosea; Longamoebia; Acanthamoebidae. The transcript has 3 exons. Bases 1 to 1257 code for a protein of 418 amino acids.
AUGAUGAACGUUGAGCAGCCACCGCUUCACCAACCACAGACACUGUUUGGUGGAGGUGGCGGUGGAGGAAAGGUGACGGGCUUCACAGUGCUCCCGCCCAAGGUCAUGGGCGCCACCGACCCACAGCACCAGGCGGCCGUGGCCGCCACCAACGACAACCUGCGACGCAACCUCUGGGAAAACGUGCGACUGUUCGCCGAGGAGGUGGCGGAAGCGGCUGUGGAGGGCAAGGGGAGCGCGCUGGAGCCCGAGGGGUGGGCCAAGCUCAACGACACCGUCAACAGCAUCCAACUCUGCCUCUUCCUCCUCCGCGAGCCCUAUCUCUCUCCCACCCAAGUGUGGCUGGGCUACAACCAGUGCAAGACGACCGACCGGGUCAGCUUCAAGCUGAGCGCCAUCGGCCGCGAGUACGAACACGAUCAGCACCACCGCCAGCAGCAGCAGCAGGACUACCCCGACAACUGCGUCGGCUCCCCGCCGUCGGCCACCGACAAGGUGCGCCGGCGACUCACCGCCAGGUCGGGAGCCAAGCGGGCCGCGCCCGAGGCCGCCGCAAGCACCAAGCGCGGCGCCCGAGGGAAGUCGACCAAGCGCGCCCGGGCCGCUUCAAAGAAGUCGAAGGCCGCACCCAUGGUCGCCACGUCGUCGUCGUCGUCGUCUGCGCCGGCGUCGUCAGGCCGCAAGCGGUGCGGGGAGACGGCGCACACGGUCGUGCAGGAGACCGACAGCGAGGAGGAGCGGCGGUUCAACUACCACUCGCCGGGGCUCACAUCGCCGCCGCCGGCCCCCACAGCCUCGUCGUCGUCAUCGUCGUGGUUGUCGGAGGCCUGCGAUUCAGUGGGUCUGUACGACCGCCACCUGCGCCAGACGCUCCGCCAGCCGCCGCCGCUGCCACUGCCGCCGCCGCUGCCGUCGCCGUACCACGCGCACCACGACCUCCAGCGACUGGCGCCCUCGAUGGUCGCCGCCUUCCCGCUCCAGCCCAACGCGCCCUCAACGACGAUGACCACCACCACCGCCACCAUGGCCGUGUCGGGCCUGGCGUCGCUGCUGGCAUGCGCCGAGGCCGAGACUGAGGAGGAUGAGGAGGAAGAGGAGGCGGACGGCAAUGAAGUGGGGCGGAGGCGAAGGCCGAACACGGCCCAGCGCACCGGCGACGGUGGGAAGCGACGAACCGUGGCCACCGCUUCGGCUUCGUCUUCCUCAGCGAAGAGGUCACCACCCGACCGAUCGGACAUUUACAGCCUCCUCAACUGA